Molecule: messenger RNA, 1322 nt
Organism: Jaculus jaculus (lesser Egyptian jerboa)
Lineage: Eukaryota; Metazoa; Chordata; Mammalia; Rodentia; Dipodidae
Gene: Lrrc3c
Product: leucine rich repeat containing 3C
Exons: 3
Coding region: 281-1063 (260 amino acids)
Cellular component (GO): plasma membrane
Molecular function (GO): protein binding
Source: RefSeq, a predicted model, not a curated record
UGGCUCAGGUAUCUGACACCUGGGGCCCAGAGUCACAUGCCAGGAAACUCUAGACACUUGGGCCCCAGGCCCCAACUUCCAGCUGCUACACGCAAACACAACUUCUGCAGGAGGAAGUGGGUCUCCAGCGCCCAGCGGCAGGGAGGCUACUUCCAGGGAGAGGGGCAGCAGAACAGCAGGAGAGGACUCUGCCGCCAACAGGGACCAUCUGGCGCUUACCUGGACCACCUGGCAGCCACCCAGAUUCUCCGUCACACCAGGACUAUGUUUAUCUGUGGCCAUGCUCCCACCAGCUGCUCAUCUCCUGCGCCUCCUGUCCCUCCUGCUGGUGAUAGGCAUAGGGGACCCUGCACCCACCCCCCAAGCACCCCCUCCCCAGGGCUGCUACGUGGCAGAGGAGGCCGGUGAUCGGACUUUCCGCUGCAGCCAGGCAGGCCUGAGUGCUGUGCCCACCGGUAUCCCCAACGACACCCGUAAGCUCUACCUGGAUGCCAACCAACUGGCUACUGUGCCAGCUGGUGCCUUCCGGCACUUGCCUGUCCUAGAGGAGUUGGACCUGUCCCACAAUGCCCUUGUCCACCUCUCAGGGGCCGCUUUUCAGGGCCUGGAAGGCACUCUGCGCCACCUUGACCUCUCUGCCAACCAGCUGGCCUCGGUGCCUGUGGGGGCCUUCGUGGGAAUGCAGAUCCAAGUGAACCUGUCUGCCAAUCCAUGGCGGUGUGAUUGUGCCCUCCAGGAAGUGCUUAGACAGGUGAGGCUGGUGCCUGGCACUGGGACUGGCAUCGUAUGUGGCCCAGAAGCCCGGCCAGACCUGGUGGGACAGGAGUUUCUGCUGCUGACCAGAGAGGAAGAGCUAUGCGGGACCGGGCGAGGUGGGGCCCGAAGGAGCACUGAUGUGGCCCUACUGGUCACCAUGGGGGGCUGGCUCGCCCUGGUGGUGGCUUACUUGAUCCGCUAUGUGCGGCAGAACCGAGAUGAGAACCGGUGCCCACCGAAGCCUAAGAGGGCCCCUGUGCUGGCUCUGCGCUCCGAGGACUCCUCCACCCUGAGCACAGUGGUCUGAGGAGCAGAGACGCGGCACACCCCUAGCUUGCUGUCUUCACCUUUUCUCUGCCACUCCGUCUCACCCCGCCUCUCCCUCUCCUCUAAUCUCCCCGGAUUCUGUCUCCCUUUCCCUCCCUCCCUGACUGUGUCCAGCACUAGCUUUGGUGCCUGAAUCCUGGGGUACUUCCUUUUGAGUCUGGAUUGUGCUAGAUUUUAGAGAAGCCAGAGCCCCCCUCCCCCCCCUCGGUGGUGAUGGGAUGACAGAACAAUGGUCCCAG